GUACAACCUGAAUAUAUCUUCAAUUACCCUCUACCCCUGAACAUCCCCUCAGUCUGUGAUGUUGCAGAGGUUGUGGUGUGUUGUGAAGUCGUGAAAUAGGUAGUUGUGUAUAUAUAAAUGGCGGCUGACGAAAAAUGGUACUUCACAAAGGAACAAUUAGCAAGUACACCAUCGAGAAGAAAUGGAAUAGAUGCAGAUAAGGAGUUGAGUUACAGACAGCAGGCAGCUAAUUUUAUCCAGGACAUGGGGCAGAGGCUCGUCGUUACACAAUUAUGUAUAAACACUGCGAUAGUUUACAUGCACCGAUUUUACGUGUUUCAUUCGCUGGCGCAGUUUCACAGAAAUGCUAUUGCAGCAGCAUCACUAUUUCUCGCUGCAAAAGUCGAGGAACAGCCACGGAAAUUAGAGCACGUUAUCAAGGUUGCACACAUGUGUCUUCACAAAGACCAGAGUACACCAGACACCAAAUCCGAUCAUUAUCUAGAGCAGGCCCAGGAUUUGGUGUUUAAUGAGAAUGUCCUGCUUCAAACCUUGGGCUUUGACGUUGCCAUUGAUCAUCCACAUACUCAUGUUGUUAGAUGUUGCCAAUUAGUCAAAGCGAGCAAGGACUUAGCCCAGACUUCCUACUUCAUGGCAUCAAACAGUUUACACCUUACGACCAUGUGCCUGCAGUAUAAACCGACAGUUGUUGCCUGUUUCUGCAUCCACUUGGCCUGCAAGUGGUCAAAUUGGGAGAUACCCCAGAGUAACGAAGGAAAGCACUGGUUCUGGUACGUUGACAGAACAGUGACAUCCGAGCUUCUUCAACAGCUAACCGUCGAGUUCCUCCACAUCUUCGACAGAUGUCCCUCUCGUCUUAAGAAGAAGAUAAUGUCAAUGUCGGAGAAGCAGAGUCCGACGAUGCACCACUCGAGUCUCCCAAAUUCACCAUUCGACGUUGAGCCACGAAAGGUCAACUCACCCGCCCCAGACGGUGGCCCGACAUUUCAAUCAGCCCGUCCAUUUCCCCAGGAGAAAGACGACACAAAGCCCUCAACAUCACGUCCGCAGUUGGACCGAGAGUACAGGGAGAAGAAGGAGCGUGAGCGCUUGGAACGAGAGAAGCUUGCAAAUUCUCUGCCGAUGCCCCACGAUCCCCAGAAGCAUCAUCACCAUCACAAACCACCACCAAAUCUCCUCCAGAAGCAUCCCCAACAGCCCACAAAGCCCCUCCACCACAAUCACCACCACAGGCCAGAUCCAAAACUCCCACCAGUUCCCCAACGUCACUCUCAAACACGUCAGAGGCCCCCAACAAUUCCCCACACCUCUCAAAAUCCCCCACCUGUACCCCAACCUCAUCCAAACCUAGUAAAUCCCCACCAAAAGGACUUGAAUCCUCCACCCAACCCCCCAACCCAUCCAGACUCCCUCCAUCUGGACAAAACCCCCAGCAAUCAUCUCCAGCGUCGUUACAACGAUCCUCGUCACAAACUGCUGGAGCACAGAAAAGAUGAUCCAAAAAAUUACAAAUACGAUACCCAAAUUCGUCAGCGAAAGCCUGACUCUCUCGAGCAAAGAUCCGAGGAGGUCAGGAAGUUGAUUGAGAAGCCCCUACCUCCACCAAAACCACGUCAAGAGCUCACUAAGGAGGAUUACAUAGCGACAAUGAUGAAGCAACCCCAUCAUCCACCAAAAUACCAAGAGAAACCAGCCCCAAUGCAUAAUACGGGACGCAACGUGCUACCUCACGACUUCCACAAGACACCUGGUGUUCCAAAGCCACCGGUUAAUCCGCCUGGCCACCUCCAGGUACUUCAGAAGGACCAGAAGAACGGAAGUAUCGAUGAAUCGAGACUUGAUAAACGAGUGAAGAUAGAGCCAGAGCAAGUGAUUCCCAAACACAAAUCCCUGUUCAGCCCGGAGAAGGUGCCACGUGAGAAUAUAACAAGGCCGAAACUCCCCAAGCAGAAGACUCCACCGAUGGUUCAGGUUAAGGCGAUCAAGCAGGAGAGGAUGCUCGAAAUGCCUGAGGACUUUGAUCUCCCUGGAACAUUUCCAAGUCCCACAUUGAGCUUCGAGGCUAUGUCUGAGCGACUCAAGCUAGAGGAUCUUGCUACCUUCGAUAUGAAGAUGUUUGGAAAACUUCCAGAGCCCCUCCAGGCACUUAGGGAGCCAGGCUCCACCAAUGGUCGUGGAAUACCUGAUAUAAAGCAGGAGAUAAAACCCUUUGACACUGAUCACAUUUUAACGAGUCAAUUGGAUCUAGGAACGAAAACAGAUCUCGAUCAGUUGAUCCUCGAUAGGCUGGACUCAGGCCCGCUGAAAACUGAGUACUUGAGCCCCAUGAAAUCAGCUCAGGGUAUCUCAGCUCUUCUCCAGGAACCCCUGGCACCGAUGCCCUCCCUCCUGCAGUCAUCGGACUCUGGGAAUUUCAGUCAACCUUCGAGUCAGAUGACACAGCAAUCCAUCCAGAAUCAGGAGCCUGAACCAGUGAUAAAGGAGGAAAUUUAUCAGUCAACGGUGGACAUCUCUGCGCUAUCAGGACCUGGGCAGACUCUUCCUGAAGUCGUAGUGCCCCAGAAUUCUCAACAACCGGAGAGAAAGUCUGAGCACCACAAGAGUGAAAAGAAGAAGAAAAAGGAUAAGCACAAGCACAAGGAUAAGGACAAGAGCAAGGACAAGCACAAGCACAAACACAAAGAGAAGGACAAAGAGAAAAAGGACAAGGAGAAGAUGCAGAAGGUGGAGGAGAACUCCACGGUGCCCAUUAAAAUAACAAUUCCCAAGGACAAAUUGAACCUGUCGAGUGAUAACACAACGUGUCAGGAGAAGAAGAGUCCAAGUGCAACAAAAUUAACUCUAAAAAUACCCAAGGAGAGGAUUAUCAAGCAGGAGACAACAGUUCAGACCGUUGCCAAGGAUGUUCAGGGCUCGCUGAAGAUUAAAAUCCGUACGUCAGGUGCUGGGAUGGAGUUUCCCGAGUCGAGGAAGAGAGAGAGGGAGAGGGAUCCAGCGGAGUGUGCACCAGCUAGCAAAAAGAGUGCCAGUGGUGGACAGGGGCCAGCUGGACAGCAGAGAUCGACUGAGAGACAGAAUGGAAGACAUUACGGAUCUACCAGCAAUAAGGAGAAGCACACGAGAGAACACAAGAGUUCGAGUAAAUUGUCACAGUCCCAGCAGUCGCAUCCUACGUAGUAUCGAGACGAGAAGAGACUACUUAACCAUUAGAAUUUUUUUCAUUUUUUUAAUUAUAAUUAGAAAAAUUCAAACGAUUCGUUUGGGGUGAGAGAGAGAGAGAUCACACGCUCAGGGCCUGACGAGAGACUGAGGGCCCCGAAUUCACUGGGUUUUAUUUGUAAUAAUUUGAGGAUUGGGCUGACAAUCGUAGGAGGCAUCGUGUAUCUAUUCUUGCCGGUUGAGAACGGAGGAAUGUUUAAUUAAACAUGAUAAAAACCCAUAGAAUAUUUACGAUCAAAUUACGAAAAGCAGAGCAGGACGUGGGGCAAUUUUUUUUUUUUACAAAAAAUCCCUGCACCGAUGAUACCCGGGGAUUUCCCUUAUUAUGGAAAUUUCUCUGAUCCACAAAUAUCUCGUAAUCACGGGCAUAAUUCAAGAAAAUGUAUACGCAACUUUUCAUUUACCUCUGGAGUGAUGGGAGAGACUUUUUCCAAUUAAUUAUACAGAUGUAUCUGUGUGAAAAUGAAUUUUUGUCACUUCAGUGCAACUCGUAUUCACGGAAUGAAAAUAAACUCAGGACCCGUUAAUCCAGAGGAAUUUGUGUACAACUCCUUUGAGACGCCCCAGAGUGAGACGAUAGGUCAAAGUAAUUAAAUAAUUUAUUUAUCCAUUCGUGAAUUGUCUUUUUCCUCAUCAAGUGAAUCAUAUAUUUUCCAUGUAAAUAGUUUGAGUCAUUCUCUUUUUUCCUUUAAUCUUCGAUAAUCUGCAUUUUUUUUUUCCACCCCUCGGAUUUCUUUUUCUCCUCAUAUAAUUGCCUAGAUAAUAAUCCGCUUAUACUACACGUGUCUAGUAUAAUGGAAAAACAACUGAAUAGUUUAAAACGAAAUACAACUAUUAUCAGACUGUAAAUAAAAUUAUUUUGUAUGCCAAAAUAAACCAAAUGGAUGACGGAAAAUGGAAAGGUACAUUAAACAAAAAAAAAAAACAAAUAUGUUGCUUUGGGCUAGGCGAAGGAAGAUAAAAUACAUGAGUUGCAUUUUUUUUUUUCUUUAUUUUUCAAUGGAA
Messenger RNA from Fopius arisanus, 4224 nucleotides. Its product is annotated as cyclin-T. NCBI's taxonomy places the organism in Eukaryota, Metazoa, Arthropoda, Insecta, Hymenoptera, Braconidae. Gene Ontology annotation, cellular component: cyclin/CDK positive transcription elongation factor complex; nucleus. Gene Ontology annotation, molecular function: cyclin-dependent protein serine/threonine kinase activator activity. Gene Ontology annotation, biological process: positive regulation of DNA-templated transcription, elongation; regulation of transcription by RNA polymerase II. The coding region runs from base 118 to 3177 and encodes 1019 amino acids. The record is from RefSeq and is a predicted model, not a curated record. The transcript is spliced from 7 exons.